AGAGACAGGAUAGGGUCUGUUACCUCACUGCUAAUUUCCCUAGCAAAUAAACCACCAGCUGCUGGUCCAUGAACCAAGUUGCCACCAGGAACAGGGCACUGUAUGCAUGGGACAGGAUGCUUUCAUGGAGUCCUUCAGCAGCACGGUUGGGAUCUUUCAGUGCAAAAUAUACCUCCUUCUCUUAGGCGCUUGCUUGGGGCUGAAAGUGACAGUGCCAUCACGCACCGUUCAUGGCAUCAGGGGUCAGGCCCUCUACCUCCCCGUGCACUAUGGAUUCCACACUCCAGCAUCAGACAUCCAGAUCAUAUGGCUGUUUGAGAGACCCCACACAAUGCCCAAAUAUUUACUGGGCUCUGUGAAUGAGUCUGUGGUUCCCGACUUGGAAUACCAACACAAGUUCACCAUGAUGCCACCCAAUGCAUCUCUGCUUAUCAACCCACUGCAAUUCACUGAUGAAGGCAAUUACAUCGUGAAGGUCAACAUUCAGGGAAAUGGAACUCUCUCAGCCAGUCAGAAGAUACAAGUCACCGUUGAUGAUCCUGUCACAAAGCCAGUGGUACAGAUUCAGCCUUCCUCUGGCGCUGUGGAGUAUGUGGGGAACAUGACCCUGACAUGCCUCGUGGAAGAGGGCACCCGGGUGGCUUACCAGUGGCUAAAAAACAAAAGACCUGUCCGUACCAGCUCUACCACCUCCUUUUCUCUCCAAAACAACACCCUUCAUAUUGCUCCAGUGACCAAAGAAGACAUCGGGAAUUACACUUGCCUGGUGAAGAAUCCUGUCAGUGAGAUGGAAAGUGACAUCAUUAUGCCUACCAUAUAUUAUGGACCUUAUGGACUUCAAGUUAAUUCUGACAAAGGGCUAAAAGUAGGGGAAGUGUUUACUGUUGACACUGGAGAAGCCAUCUUGUUUUACUGUUCUGCUGAUUCUUACCCCCCCAACACCUACUCCUGGAUCCGGAGGACUGACAAUACAACAUAUGUCAUCAAGCAUGGACCUCGCUUGGAAGUUACAUCUGAGAAAGUAGCCCAAAAGCCAACUGAUUAUGUGUGCUGUGCUUACAACAAUGUAACGGGACGGCGAGAUGAAGCUCAUUUCACAGUCAUCAUCACUUCUAUAGGACUCGAGAAGCUUGCACAAAAGGGGAAAUCAUUGUCCCCUUUAGCAAGUAUAACCGGAAUAUCACUCUUUUUAAUUAUAUCCAUGUGUCUUCUCUUCCUAUGGAAAAAAUAUCAACCCUAUAAAGUUAUAAAACAGAAGCUAGAAGGCAGACCAGAAACAGAAUACAGGAAAGCUCAAACAUUUUCAGGCCAUGAAGAUGCUCUGGAAGACUUCGGAAUAUAUGAAUUUGUUGCUUUUCCAGAUGCUGCUGGUGUUCUCAGGAUGCCAAGCAGGUCUGUUCCAGCCUCUGAUGGUGUAUCAGGACAAGAUUUGAACAGUACCAUUUACGAAGUCAUUCAGCACAUCCCUGCCCAACAGCACGACUGUCCAGAAUUAUUCUAGCAGUGUUGUUUUCAUUACUGCAUGUGUCUGUUACCUAAUUGGACUGGUGUUUAACAAAUUGGUAAGUUGACCUGUUUUUGUAUUUUAGUACUCAGCUGUUAUUUGUUUAUUGAACUGAUGGGUACAUUUAUUUAAAUGCUAUCUGUUGACCUCAUGGAAUGCUCCAGGCACAGUUUGUUUUAAACCCAUGACUGCCGGGCACCUGGGUGGCUCAGUCGGUUGAGUGUCUGACUUCUGCUCAGGUCAUGAUCUCACAGUUUGUCAGUUCGAGCCCCGUGUCGGGCUCUGUGCUGACAGCUCAGAGCCUGGAGUCUGCUUCAGAUUCUGUCUGUCUCUCUCUCUGCCCCUCCCCCAUUCAUGCUCUCUCUCUCUCUCUCUCUCUCUCUCUCUCUCUCUCUCUCUCCCUCUCUGCCCCUCCUCCACUCACGCUCUGUCUCUCUCCCCUUCGGAAAUAAAUAAACAUUUAAAAAAAAAUUAUAAACCCAUGACUUGGCUGUUGAGUCAUUUGAGUAAGUAAACCUUUUACUAAACCUUUACUUUCAAAAGGAAAUUAUCUACAGAAUUCGGUGAUUGCUUACUCUUUACACUUACUGGUUUAUAAAUGUAAUUUUCUUGAACUAGUUUAAAACACUCGUUAUUUGCAGCUAUUGAAAGGAAUAAAAGAGUUUAAGGUUCCUCUACCUGGGGAACUGGAAAUCUGUAGAAUAUUUUAUGCAUCUUGUAACAUCUU
Acinonyx jubatus (cheetah) is the source of this 2231-nucleotide messenger RNA. RefSeq names its product HEPACAM family member 2 (gene HEPACAM2). Bases 107 to 1501 code for a protein of 464 amino acids. Lineage: Eukaryota; Metazoa; Chordata; Mammalia; Carnivora; Felidae. The record is from RefSeq and is a predicted model, not a curated record. The transcript is spliced from 10 exons.